Messenger RNA from Nothobranchius furzeri (turquoise killifish), 2985 nucleotides. It is a transcript of the gene cnpy3, whose product is annotated as canopy FGF signaling regulator 3. NCBI's taxonomy places the organism in Eukaryota, Metazoa, Chordata, Actinopteri, Cyprinodontiformes, Nothobranchiidae. The record is from RefSeq and is a predicted model, not a curated record.
CUGCACGUGACGUCUAAAGCGGAAAAGGACGCAGUUAGAUGUCUUGCACCUGUGUGGCGGUUCCAAAGAGGAAAUAAUGUGAAAACAGAAACGUAACGGGGUUUUGUGGAAACGUUCUUGGAUUUCAAACAACCUGCGACAAGGAGCCGAAAACAGCAGACGACAUGAUUUUAGCGUCGUACUUUUUGUUCUUGUUGACAUUUUCGUCGGUCGGAGCUGCUAAGACUGAAGGAGACGAUGACUGGGUUCAUCUGCCCAACAGAUGUGAAGUCUGUAAGUUCGUCAGCAUCGAGAUGAAGUCGGCUUUUGAUGAAACGGGAAGAACCAAAGCGGUGAUCGAGAGCAACUACAACUUUAUCGACGGGAAGGGGGCGCCGCCGGUCAAAUACGUCAAGUCGGACCUGAGGUUCAUCGAGGUGGUGGAGAACGUGUGUCAGAGGCUGCUGGAGUACAACCUGCACAAGGAGAGGAGCGGCAGCAACCGCUUCGCUAAGGGCAUGUCUGAGACCUUCUCCACCCUCCAUGGUUUGGUGAACAAAGGAGUGAAGGUGGUGAUGGACAUUCCCUACGAGCUCUGGAACGAGACGUCUGCAGAAGUCGCCGACCUCAAAAAGCAGUGUGACGUGAUGGUGGAGCAGUAUGAGGAGGUGAUCGAGGACUGGUACAAGGGGAACCAGGAGGAGGACCUGACCACCUUCCUGUGUGAGAAACACGUCCUGAAAGGGAAGGACAAAGCCUGCCUGGCUGAGGACUGGACCCCCAAAAAGAAGGGCGACCAGGCAGCCAUUGCAGAGGACAAGAAGAAGAAAAAGAAAAAAGGUGGAAAGAAGGGCAAAGGCAAGGGAGAGGAGGGGGGAGACGGGAGCUCGGAUAGCGAGAAGACCAGCAGGAAGAAGAAGGUGAAGAAGAAGAAGAAGGGCAAGUCUCCUGUGGAGAAGCUGGAUGGUGGGAUGACAUCAGAUGAGGACAUCCAGCCGCAGGUGUCUCUGUCUGGACAGAAGAUGGAGCUUUGAGUCCUGAUGUCCUCUGGCUCUGCUGCUGUUACUCAGUCCUAAAGGUCCCAAACAUCUAACAGGUUCUGAUGUUUUAGGACCAUCAUCUACAUCCCCAACCUUGCUUAGAUUUGAUUUAGAUGUUUGCUUCUGCUGUUUAAGAACUUCUGUUGAUCCAAACGUACGAAAGAGGAGGACUUCAGCUCAACCACGUUAGACGUUAGAUUACAAUCUGAGGUCAUCAGCUGUUCUUCAUGGGAUUAGAUGUGUUUAAAUUACUGUCACUCUAGAGCUGAACCUCCAUCAGUUAAUCAUCCAUUACCUUCAGAGACGGAUCUGUGGAACGUUCAGAUGUUCUGCUUCGUAUUAGUAUUGAGCUCAAACCUGAGCAGCUGCCCGAGUUUUCAGUUAUUUCAUGAAUAAUCUCUCCUGAAUGUUUGUUUUAACGAGCUUUAGUUUAAUAUCAGUUCUGUUUAAUCUGGAGGUGUGUGUGUGUGUGUGUGUGUGUGUGUGUGUGUGUGUGUGUGUGUGUGUGUGUGUGUGUGUGUGUGUGUGUGUGUGUGUGUGUGUGUGUGUGUGUGUGUGUGUGUGUGUGUGUGUGUGUGUGUGUGUGUGUGUGUGUGUGUGUGUGUGUGUGUGUGUGUGUGUGUGUGUGUGUGUGUGUGUGUGUUGUAUGAACUAGUCGACUUCACCGCUCUGUAGUGACUUUUUAUGCCUGUCAUCGACUAGUCGCUGUCACGUGAUAAUGACCGACAAGAUGCAGUCCUCGGAAAAGACAGCAGGUGACGAGCCCCUGCGCAUCGGGAGGUGACGCGCUGUGCCAGAGCGUCGGUACCGACACCCGCCGUAAAAUGGACAUUUAACCAAAUUGUGACCUUUACCCUCUUGCAAUUUAACCUUCCCCUCGCCCCCAUCCUAACCUUAACCAGCUUGCGCAUGCAAAGCUCUGAUUGUUGACGCGCUCCAGACAUCUGCGUCCUGAGCACGGCCGCAGUAACGUUAUCAAAUCAGGUGUCACCACUCAAAAACUAAUUAAACACGCGAUCGUUCAUGUCGGCUCAUUUCCUUUAAUGUUUUCUGUCUUUUAUUUGUGCCUGAUGCGUUUCGCUGCUGUGGAUCGGGGCGUAUCACCUGUUUUGUCCUCCGGUGACGCACCUCACUGAUGCGGCCGGCGAGCACCUCGCACUCCGCUGUUUUAGCGGUCGGUAGAUCUUUUAGAACUGCAGUUCAAAGGUAACUCAUAAGGUGAAUAUAUAUGAACCCAGGUAGCAGUUUUUCUUUAAGAUUGAGAGGAGAUGCAGGAAGAUAAUAAACAGACAAGACAGAAGAAUAGUCAAAAACAAGUUAGUUUUUGUACCUGGUGGUUGCAACAAACAGACACCAUUGAAGGUAAUCAGAAGUGAGGAACAGAAAAUGAAAUAAUUAUUUUAAUGUUUAAAGCAGCAGGAACUCCGAGAGGCUGCAGGCGCAUCAGUGAGUUUGCGGCCGCUGCGCAGGGGGAGGGGGGAGAGGGCCAAAGCAGAAACUACCGUUGUUAAAAGAAAUGUGUUUAACUUUGAAAAUGUGGGCGCAAUUUUAAUUGUCAAAAACUCCAGCGAACCAACCCCCCCCCCCACCACCACCACUUCAGGUGGCGUCAUCGACUAUUCAGUCGACUUGAUUUUCAUUAAUUGACUGUCGACUUUAAAAAAAUUAAGUCAUGCAGCCCAUAGUGUGUGUGUGUGUGUGUGUGUGUGUGUGUGUGUGUCCACGUCCACCUUUAGUUGUUUCAACGAUGCAAAGGAGACGUUUCCUUUAAUGAGACGUAAUGUGGUACAUUAAUUUCUGUUCCUGUUGAAUGAAGCUUCCAUGUGUAAGUGUGCUGUAAAAAGCUGCUAUUUAAGGUGUGUGUGUGUGAGUUUUUACAAGAUUUGUAUUCUGAGAUGAAAGUGCUGAUUUGUUGUAUGAAAAUUGGAGAUUUUAAUUGCGUGAAUAAAUCAAACAGGUCAGUAAA